Molecule: messenger RNA, 532 nt
Organism: Impatiens glandulifera
Lineage: Eukaryota; Viridiplantae; Streptophyta; Magnoliopsida; Ericales; Balsaminaceae
Exons: 1
Coding region: 27-458 (143 amino acids)
Source: RefSeq, a predicted model, not a curated record
AAGACGGCGGUGGCGAUAUACCAGAAAUGGGUCUGAACCGGCGGCGAUUUUGUUGUUUAAUAAUACCCUGUUGUAAUUCUAGAAGAUCGGCGGCGGUUGGAUUCAAUUGGUGGCAGAGAAUAGGGAGAGGUGAGAAUAGUGAGAAAUUGUGGUGGGAUAGUAGUGUGAAAGCGGUGAAGAAGAUUCGAGAAUGGUCGGAGAUUGUGGCGGGGCCCAAAUGGAAGACAUUUAUUCGACGGUUUAAUCGCGGCGUCGGCGGCGGCGUCGGCGGCGGCAUCGGCGGUGGCGGCGGAGGAAAAAGUGGGAAAUUUCAGUAUGAUCCGUUGAGUUAUGCAUUGAAUUUUGAAGAUGGAUUAGGUCAGAAUGAAGAUAUUGAAUUUCAACGGAAUUUUUCUUCUCGUUAUGCAUUAAUCAAUGGAUUGAAGAAAUCGCCGACGGCGACGGAGGAAUCUGUUUAGUUGUGUCGCCGGCGGCCGCGGCGGCGGAAUCAUUUUUCUUUAUUUAUUAUUCAUUUUUUUUGGUUUCUAUUGUU